Messenger RNA from Clarias gariepinus (North African catfish), 2849 nucleotides. It is a transcript of the gene ccdc191, whose product is annotated as coiled-coil domain containing 191. Bases 162 to 2807 code for a protein of 881 amino acids. Gene Ontology annotation, molecular function: phosphatase binding. The transcript is spliced from 16 exons. Lineage: Eukaryota; Metazoa; Chordata; Actinopteri; Siluriformes; Clariidae. The record is from RefSeq and is a predicted model, not a curated record.
ACGAGCUGUAGAUGUUUUUCGGUCUUUGAAUGAAAAAGUUUAGGAUCAUACAUGCUAAUGUUUUACAAAACAUUUUAUUUAAUUCAAGUAUAAUGUAAUGUUUACUCGGUGUAUUAAGUAGCUAGAUUCCGUUUGUUUUGAUAUAACUGUAUGACUUGGAAAUGGCUCAUUCAUCACAUCGGCCUGAUCUGUUUCUCUGGAAAAGAGUCUCAAAACCUGGAACUCAAGCAAACAGCAAGGCACUUCUGGCUGAAGGGGAUAUAAAAACAUGGAUAAAGAAUGAAAGAUCAGCUCAUUUCCUCUCUUUGCAGAAGGUCGAGAUGGCCUCGGAGUUUGCUGUAUCCGAAGUGUUUUCAUCGCGGAAAAAGCACAACGGUAAAACAAGCCGCACUGUCGCGCUUCAAAGCACCGAUCAGCUCCAGGACCAUGACGACGCAUUCAGCGAAGCCCAAACUAUUCUCAACGACUGGAUGAACAAGAAACUGCGCUUAGAGCUUGAAGUGGAUGAGGACGAGGAAGAGAAAGAGGACGAGGAAGAGCGGAUCGAAGAGCGACCUGCAAACCUGAACUAUAAAAAUUUUAACGGUAUCUAUUCCCAACUCGCGUGUGAAGAUGAGAGCUUUGAGGCGCGUCACUUCCUCCAGGAGUUGAUGGAGAAAGACGUGAUGCACAGCGAGGCAGUACGGGGGCUCUGGCUGGACGCGGACGAUGAGAAGAGGAGAGGCCGUGACCCAAACGUCACCAUGGAGGUACGACACCAGCAGGUCAAGGAGCGGCGUGCGCAGAGGGAAGCGGAGCGGGAGAGGCGGCUCAGGGAGCAGGAGGCGCGGAAGGAGGCGCUGGCGGAGGUCAAGCGGCUGGAGUGCGAGGAACAGAGGAAGAGGGAGAAGGAGGCUCAGAGACAGGACGGGCUUUUGCAGCAGGAAGUGGUGCGUCUGCGCAAGCUGAUGCGGGAGAAGAGGAGCACAGAGCAGCAGGGACGCAAAAGGGACCAAGAGAGGCUGAAGAACCAGAACAGCAUCAAGAGCACGGUUACAGGCAUGGCAAAACCUGGCUUUGUCACACAGAGGCAGCUGAGACACAGAGAGCAAGAAGUGGAGGCCAAGAUCUGCACUCUCAACCUGCAGUGUAUGCUUAAGCACUUCUCCGCCUGGUACUCCUUGGUGUUAGAGAGGAGGAUGCGUCUGGGUAAAGCCGCCGCACUCUGUGAUUGGAGGAGGCAGCUGAGGGCGUGGCGGGCGUGGAGGGAGCUGGUGUGGGAAAGGAGGAAAGAAAAAGAAGCUGAAAAGAUCGAGGAGGAACUGAGGCUGGAAAACAGACGCUGUCAGCUGGCAGAGGAGAGCGAUCGAAGACGGCUCCUGCGGCGCUGCCUGGGUGAUUGGCGUUUGUGGUGCCGAAUGGAGAGAGAGCGGCGGGAUCUGCUCAGGCAGCAGGAGGAAACCAGGCGGAAGAUGAUUGCCCUGAUCGAUGCAGCUGCCUCGGGGAAGCUAACAACAAAGAACUGCACCGAACCACUGAUCACAGUCCAGCCAGAGAGUAGGAACCAAUCAGAGAAUGCCACUCAGCUGGCCCAGGUACCAGUACAAAGAGCCACCUCAGCUCCCUCGACACCCACCCAGGCCUGGCAGGUGACUCAUCGUCACGCCGCAGUCUCUUCAGCCGAGGCUCGGGAGGGGCAGAAACUGAGCGGCGCCCCCCGCUGUCAGAGCGCGGAGAUGCGCGGAGGACGGUACGACCAUCGUCACCUGGCUCAGCAGAGGACCAUCGCCGAGCAGAAACGCCGUCUUAAAGAACAGCAGGACAUUAUCUCCGAGCUGCAGGAGAGACAGAAGAUCCUGGAACUCAGACAGGAAGCAGAAAAAGCUGAACAGCUAGCAGUCCAGCUCAAACCGUUUCCAUCGCAGAGUGUCUUCAAGACAAGUAACGGAUCGAAAGGUGAACGCGGCGCCAGUCGUCCAGCCCCCAAAGAGCAUGACGGUCAUCUGGCUAGCCCUCAUUCUUCACUGCGAGCCAUGGAUGAGCGAGCUCGGCAGCGCGCGGAGCGCAGGAGGGAGUUGGAGGAGAUAAAGAGGAAGCGGGAGGAGGAGAAGAGGGCUCAGAUGAAGGCUGAGGAGGAGGAGAGGCAGAGGCAGGAGCGCAUAGAGGCGGAAAGAAAGAGAGAGGAGUGGAGAAAGAAGAAGGAGAGGGAAAUAGAGAAGCAAAGGAGAGCAGAGCUGGAGCAGACGUUGUUAAAGCAGGCCGGAGAGCACUACCUCCGAUCCCUGCUGCUGUACAAAGGAAUAACACCAUGGAAGCGUCUGGUGAAGCAGAGCCACGCCAAUGAUCAGAAAGCCGAGGUGCAUCACACGCAGGCUCUACAAAGACGCUGCUUUCUGCAUUGGCGCCACACAACAGACGAGGCCCUGGCAGAGAAAAAGAGCCACGCAGACCAACUGUACGAGCGCAUCCUGCUUCAGCGAGCUCUGUCCCGCUGGAAAAUGUUUAAGCUCCUGCAGUCUCACCUGGAGGUACAAGCUGAGCACUUUCACGCCAUUCAGAUUCAGAGGAAGGUCCUGAAGGUGCUGCUGGAUUACGCAAUGCAGCAGAGACUAGAAGGCUGGGACAAAGAGCAGAGGGCUGACGAGUACAGUGCCAGGCGAGUGGUGAGCAGGUGUUUUGCUGCUUGGCGGCGUCUGCCGGCGGCGCUCCGGGAACAGAGAGAGAGAGAGGAUAGGAGAGAGCAGCUCCGACGCAGGGUGUCCGAGAUCCUCCCGGAUUUCCGGCCGCCCCCAGUGGACGACGUUUGGAGCUCGGCGUCACACGGCUAACAGCACCACUGUGACCAUUCAUUCAUUUAUUCAUUUUCUAGG